AUGAUGGGGGAGAAGGCAGGGACCAGGGUCUUCAAGAAGUCAAGUCCUAACUGCAAGCUAACAGUAUACUUGGGCAAGAGGGACUUUGUGGAUCACCUGGAUCAAGUGGAUCCUGUGGAUGGAGUGGUGCUAGUGGACCCAGACUAUCUGAAGGACAGAAAAGUAUAUGUGACAUUGACUUGUGCCUUCCGAUAUGGUCGUGAAGACCUGGAUGUUUUGGGCCUGUCAUUCCAAAAGGACCUAUUUGUAGCCACAUACCAAGCUUUUCCCCCCAUCCCUGACCCUCCCUGACCCACUACACGCCUUCAGGAAAGACUGCUGAGGAAGCUGGGCCAGCACGCUCACCCCUUCUCCUUCACAAUUCCACAGAACCUGCCCUGUUCUGUUACACUGCAACCUGGAUCUGAGGACACAGGGAAGGCCUGUGGGGUAGACUUUGAGAUUCGAGCCUUCUGUGCCAAAGCAUUGGAAGAGAAAAUGCACAAGAGGAAUUCAGUGCGGCUGGUAAUUAGGAAGGUACAGUUUGUCCCAGAGAUACCAGGUCCCCAACCUAGUGCUGAAACUGCCCGACACUUCCUCAUGUCUGACCAAUCCUUGCACCUUGAGGCCUCAUUGGACAAAGAGCUAUAUUACCAUGGGGAGCCACUUAAUGUUAAUGUCCAUGUCACCAACAACUCCACCAAGACCAUCAAGAAGAUCAAAGUCUCUGUGAGACAAUAUGCUGAUAUCUGCCUCUUCAGUACUGCCCAAUAUAAAUGUCCAGUGGCUCAGAUAGAACAAGAUGACCAGGUGUCUCCCAGUUCCACAUUCUGUAAAGUGUAUAAUCUAACCCCACUGCUCAGUGAAAAUAGGGAGAAACGAGGACUUGCCUUGGAUGGGAAGCUCAAACAUGAAGAUACCAAUCUGGCCUCCAGUACUAUAGUGAAGGAAGGCGCCAACAAAGAGGUACUGGGCAUCCUUGUGUCCUAUCGGGUCAAAGUGAAGUUGGUUGUAUCUCGGGGAGGGGAUGUUUCCAUGGAGCUCCCUUUUGUCCUAAUGCACCCCAAGCCUCAUGACCACGCCACCCACUCCAAACCUGUCAGUGCUCCUAAGAUAAAUGAUCCAGUAGAUACCAAUCUCAUCGAAUUUGAGACCAACUAUGGCACAGAUGAUGACAUUGUGUUUGAGGACUUCGCCAGGCUUCGACUCAAAGGAAUGAAGGAUGAAGACUAUGACGACCAAUUCUGCUAGGGAGGGAGAGUGGAAAAGGAGAGAAGAGAUGCUGGGGGAGAUAAGAGCAGGACCAAGCUCCCUAUUCUAAUUGGGGUUCCAUAUGUCCCUUCCAGGCUUAAAAGCACUAUACACAAUUUUUGAUUGAAGCUGGGCAUUAAUUUUAAGCUGAAAUUGCCCCCCCCCAUAGCAGCAGACUGUUUAUACCUGAAUUAUUUGGGGUUUGGGGUUUUUUUUGAGGGAUGGUGAGUUGUUGGGAAGAGAGAGAACCCUCACCCCACACACAUAUACCUGUCACUGCCUCUACAGAACCCCCCUGGGAGGUAGGGGAGUUGCUAUGGAUCUAAGCAAAAAGAAUAAUUUUUUUAAGCUGAAA
Monodelphis domestica (gray short-tailed opossum) is the source of this 1585-nucleotide messenger RNA. The record is from RefSeq and is a predicted model, not a curated record. Lineage: Eukaryota; Metazoa; Chordata; Mammalia; Didelphimorphia; Didelphidae.